Messenger RNA from Raphanus sativus (radish), 1299 nucleotides. Its product is annotated as nuclear transcription factor Y subunit A-9. The record is from RefSeq and is a predicted model, not a curated record. Gene Ontology annotation, molecular function: RNA polymerase II cis-regulatory region sequence-specific DNA binding; DNA-binding transcription factor activity, RNA polymerase II-specific. Gene Ontology annotation, biological process: regulation of transcription by RNA polymerase II. Bases 205 to 1104 code for a protein of 299 amino acids. The transcript has 6 exons. NCBI's taxonomy places the organism in Eukaryota, Viridiplantae, Streptophyta, Magnoliopsida, Brassicales, Brassicaceae. Gene Ontology annotation, cellular component: CCAAT-binding factor complex.
UCAAAACAAAAACAAAAACAAAAUAAAAUAUACUUAAUUCAAUUCAAUUCCACAAAAAUCAUAUUUUUUUCUUCUUCUUCCUACCUCAGAUCGUGUACCUCUUCGUCUCCUUCAAUCACUACCUCCGAGACGGUCUUUUCGCUCUUUGAUUGAAUGUUGAAAUUUCAGAAUUAACAAUCAGAUUUUGAGUAGGAAACCGAAGACAUGCAUUCGAAAUCCGACGGUGGGAAUCAUCAGAUCGUUUCAGAGGCUGUUCAUCAUCAUCAGACAUCAUCCAUAAAUAGUUUAAACCCUUGGCAGCGGGCUGCUGCUGCCUGCAAUGCAAAUUCUUUUGUGGAAGAAGCUGAGGGAGAUAAGUCUAUAGCAUUUGAAUCAACAACUAAUGGGUCCAAGUCACCACCAUCUAACAGAGAUGAUAAUAGUAACAAGGAAUCACCACAAGUCACAAACUCCUCUCCCCAACAGUCAGCUGGAGAUUACAGUGAAAAAAGUCAACAACUUGUUGUUCAUCAUGGGAUUACACCACCUCCUCACCCCCAACUUGUUAGCCACACAGUUGGAUGGACAUCCUCAAAUCCAUACCAAGAUCCAUAUUAUGCUGGAAUGAUGGGAACUUAUCCCUUGGCUUAUGUUCCAUAUGGUGGGAUGACUCAUUCAAGAAUGCCACUGCCUCCUGAAGUGGCACAAGAACCAGUGUAUGUGAAUGCAAAACAGUACCAGGCGAUUCUUAGGCGAAGGCAGGCACGCGCCAAGGCAGAGCUUGAAAUGAAGCUAAUCAAAUCCAGAAAGCCUUAUCUCCAUGAAUCUCGGCAUCAGCAUGCUAUGAGGAGGCCUAGGGGCACUGGAGGACGGUUUGCAAAGAAAACUAACACCGAAGCUUCACAGCCAAAAGCUAGAGAGAAAAGCAAUGGUUCUCGUACUCAGUCCCCCACCUCAUCUCAUUCUGAUCAACCUGAAGCUUGGAAUGAUGAGUAUAGAACACAGUCUGAAGAGAUGCAAAGCUCAGCUUCUAAGAGAAGGGAAGAAGCAGAGGACUGUUCAGGGCAGCAAUGGAACAGCAUUUCCUCAAACCAUCCUUCUCAAGCUCGUCUAGCCAUCAAGUGACCUCUCCACUGGGCAAUUCAUUCUUGGCUUUCUCUUUGUUGGCUUAUUUGGUAGCAGCAGCCAUUGAAGAGUCCUCUGUACAAAUACUCGGUUUUUUUUUUCCUUUGGGGAUAUGUCAAACGUUGCUGCUUUCCUUUUGUCAACUCUCUCUCUUUAGUAAACGUUUAGGUUUAAUCCGAGACUUGAAUUUUUGAA